UCACCCCCGGUUCUCCUUCCGCCUCUGACACCGUGAACGCUUUCUCACUUCGCCCGGUCACCUCGUCCCUUUUGCCCGUCAUGGAUUUCUCCAUCCGCGCCGCCAACGUGGAGGACUGCAAGGACAUCGCGCGCAUGAUCAUGGAAUUGGCUGAGUUUGAGAAAGUAACGGACCAUGUGAAAGUGACUCAGAGAGACUUGGAGCAGGAUGGUUUCUCCAAGAACCCGUUCUUCCACGGGAUCGUUGCUGAGGUCCCAGAGCAGCAGAAAACCACAGAAGGUCACAUGAAGAUCGGCUACGCACUUUACUUCUACUCCUACAGCUCGUGGUCGGGCCGAGCCGUCUACAUGGAGGACUUGUACGUGAUGCCAGAGUUCAGAGGGAAGGGCAUUGGGAAAGCACUGAUGAGCAAGGUAGCACAGCUGGGCCUGGCCGCCGGCUGCAACCAGCUCAACUUCACCGUUCUGAACUGGAACAAGUCCUCGGUGGACUUUUACCUGAGCCAGGGCUGUUACGACCUGACGGAUAAGAUGGGCUACCACUGCAUGCGCUGCGAGGGAGAGGCCCUGGAGCACCUGGCCCAACCCUAACACGACCUCUCGACCUCGGUAAACCAUGAGCUCCACCUACACAGUGCAGGGAAACAGACUCAGACAAAAAAAGUUGCUAAGCUCCAGCACGUUCAAUUAAUUUCUACCGAUACUAAAUCCCCGGCUUGAUUGAAAAUCCUGAUUAUUACCGAUUUUUUUUUUAUGAUCGAGCCUUGCAAAAAAUAUGCACAUCUCGGCUGCACACAGGAUUUAAUGCUAAAAGCUGAGGGAGUGUUCAAAUAUAGUUACACAACCUGUAGACUCACAAAAUAAACUACUGAAAUCCUCAGGCUACUUAGCUUAGCAAUGCUAAUGCAGGCAGUUUACGUUGGGGGAAGAUAAAACACACCGUUCAUAAGAUUAAUCAAUUGUCUUGUGAGGUUUUAUAUAUGCACAGAAUCACUAUUAUUAAAUCUUCACAAACAGUGUCCAGUAACCGCUGCUAGAAUCUGAUUGGCCGAUCGCUGUUUGCAGGAGGGGCUCAGCAAACACUUAAUUGGCUCAAGUAUUGGAAUGGGGCCUUUGCAAUACAUUUAAAUAGUUCAUAAUUGAGGGACCUUAAUCUGUGGUAUAUGUGGUAUUAGGUGUGUGUGUGUGUGUGUGUUUGUGUGUGUUGUGGGGGGGCGCCUGUAUUUGAAGGAUCAAGUAAAAAACAUCGUCAAUCCAGAAGUGAAAUAAUCGUUUGCACAGAGAUCCAGAUAAAAAACAGGAUGUGUGUUUUAUUGUAUGGCUGUUGAAAUAAAAAGUGGGUUUGUGGUUUCCUGUCAUGAUUAACGAUGACAACCGAUGACAACCCCCCCCCCCACUGUAGAGCUGUUGUGAUACAAGUGUCGGCAUUUUGCACUGUUCUCUUCCAUGUUUAAGCCGUGUACAUAGACGGAUGUGAGGGUAAUCAAAGUGUGCACUGAAGGAAUCAGUGGGGAUUGAACCUAAAACCUCCCUCCACGCUGCCAGACAGCAAACUCUGGCGGAAUCUGAAAAACAAAAAAGGAAAAUCUUGGACUGGGCUCGGAGUGCGUCCUUAAACCUGUCCGGCUCAAAUGAAAGUGGCACCACUCUGGGCUGCACUUCUGUUUUAUAUCCAGUGUGUUUAAGAAAAACACAAAGAGGACUUCUUGUAUCAUUUCCAGCCAUUUACUGAAAACACUCAGCGUUAUAUUUAGUUUGUUUUCUCUCACUCUAAACAAGUAAGAACCACUAACCCUCCUCUUUUGCAGCUUUUGCAAUUUGCAUUUAUUUUCAUUCUUUUGUUUACGAAAUAAUUGAGCGAGGAAUGUGAAGCUGUUUUUCUCCAUCCUCGGGACAUUGUGUGGUCAAAUAGUCGCGUGGUUGUUUGCUUCGGAGUCGAGACGUCAACGUGGAAGAGUGUGUUUGGUGCAUUGUCAUCCGUGUUGUUACAGAGUUACACAAAGAUCGAUAGAGUCCAGGGGAAGAUGAAGAAGAGAUAUUUAAAUUUUCUCACAAGUACGAGCCAGAGCUACAAACUAUACAACGUGUGACUCAUGUUUCCACACAAUUUCAAAUAUUUCCAAAAUAAAGUCUAGGUUCAACCCUGAUUCCUUUCAAAUCCACUGAGAACUCAGCAAUAAAUCAACUUAAAUGUGCAACGUGAAGAUUUUAGGGAGCAGGGUGUGAUUCUCACAAUCAGUACGCGUAGAUAAAAGCAACAAUGUUGAUGUCUUAAGGUUGUUUCCUCAACUUUGGUGCUGUGGAGCCUAAAUGUGUGUGAUACCCAGUGUGCCACAUGUUCAUGUUCAUGUGAUGAGUUAGUAAGUGUGUCUUCAAAUGUCACCUGCGGUCAUUACUUUUUUAUAUGUGUGGGACGUUGUCUCUGGAACGGUAGCAUUUACGUAGCAUUUAGCUCUACCAGAAAUCCUUACUCUAUAAAUGCAAUCGCAAAUACCAAAAGCCAUAUUAGCUUUAGCCUAGAGAACCUGCAUGGAAUUCAAAUGUUGGUUUCAGAAAAACAUAUUUUAGGCUAAAAACACAGGUUGUGUUUGAUUUUUUAUUUGUUUGAUUGGUUCAGCAGCAGAGGAAUAAAACCUGUGAGAGUUAAAUAAAAUCUGUUGUGUGAAAAUAUAAAA
Molecule: messenger RNA, 2674 nt
Organism: Platichthys flesus (European flounder)
Lineage: Eukaryota; Metazoa; Chordata; Actinopteri; Pleuronectiformes; Pleuronectidae
Product: thialysine N-epsilon-acetyltransferase-like
Exons: 6
Coding region: 81-590 (169 amino acids)
Molecular function (GO): N-acetyltransferase activity
Source: RefSeq, a predicted model, not a curated record